Messenger RNA from Artibeus jamaicensis (Jamaican fruit-eating bat), 1609 nucleotides. RefSeq names its product SBDS ribosome maturation factor (gene SBDS). NCBI's taxonomy places the organism in Eukaryota, Metazoa, Chordata, Mammalia, Chiroptera, Phyllostomidae. The coding region runs from base 229 to 981 and encodes 250 amino acids. The transcript is spliced from 5 exons. Gene Ontology annotation, biological process: cytosolic ribosome assembly; ribosome biogenesis. The record is from RefSeq and is a predicted model, not a curated record.
AUUUCCUUGCUUUUCCUGUUUCAGUUUUCGCACAACUUGAAGCCUGCGCAGUAAGUCAGUCUGGUGUGUAGUGGCGGCCGACUAGGCCGAGUCGGUCGCGCGAGUUAGCUCUCUGCGUGCAAGACUGUACAGCGUGGCGCCGGUUUGUUACAGUGACGCUCAGGCGGCUCUCAGGCCGGUGGCGCAGGUCUGCCGUGGUUGGUUGGACUCAAAAUCUGAGCAACCACAAUGUCCAUCUUCACUCCCACGAACCAGAUCCGCCUAACAAAUGUGGCCGUGGUACGCAUGAAGCGCGCUGGGAAGCGUUUCGAAAUUGCCUGCUACAAAAACAAAGUCGUCGGCUGGCGGAGCGGCGUGGAAAAAGACCUUGAUGAAGUUCUGCAGACCCACUCAGUGUUUGUAAAUGUUUCUAAGGGUCAGGUUGCAAAGAAGGAAGAUCUCAUCAGUGCAUUUGGAACAGAUGAUCAGACUGAAAUCUGUAAGCAGAUUUUGACUAAAGGGGAAGUUCAAGUAUCAGAUAAAGAACGGCAAACACAGCUGGAGCAGAUGUUUAGGGACAUUGCAACUAUUGUAGCUGACAAAUGUGUGAACCCUGAAACAAAGAGACCAUAUACAGUUAUCCUUAUCGAGAGAGCAAUGAAGGACAUCCACUAUUCAGUCAAAAUCAACAAGAGUACAAAACAGCAGGCUUUGGAAGUGAUAAAGCAGUUAAAAGAGAAAAUGAAGAUAGAACGUGCUCACAUGAGACUUCGGUUCAUUCUUCCAUUGAAUGAAGGGAAAAAGCUGAAAGAAAAGCUUAAGCCACUGAUCAAGGUUGUGGAAAGUGAAGACUACGGCCAACAAUUAGAAAUUGUGUGUCUAAUUGACCCAGGCUGCUUCAGAGAAAUUGAUGAACUAAUAAAAAAGGAGACAAAAGGCAAAGGUUCUUUGGAAGUGCUCAAUCUGAAAGACGUGGAAGAAGGAGAUGAGAAAUUUGAAUGACAUUCAUCAGUCUCGUCAGCUUUGAAACACUAAAACGUUUUCAUUUCCCACAGUCCUGUUUUCUUUCUGUGGUCUGCCAAAUACUCGCUCAGACUAUUUUAUGUUUUCCAUCUUUGUGUUAAACAUAAAAAUACAUUGCUAAAUAAGUAUUAUAAUGUGGGGUUAAUUUAGUUUUAUUUAUAAGUUGGGGUUAUAGGUAAAAAUGAAAAAUUCAAGAUGCGAAGUCCAGAGCAGCAUUUCGCUGUCUCGUGCCUUUGUAGCUUCCCAAAGGGAAAGUUAUCUGAGGCAGCUCUUGUGGGUAAAAAGUUAAAUUUUGUACAUUUUAAUAUUAACUUGGGGAGGAUAUGUCUGUAUAACAAAAAGGGAGCAUUUGGUGAAAAAAACAGUGUGUGUAUAGGGGUUACUGUAUCGUGGCCUAAUAUAAAAAGCUUGGAUGACGACUUCUUGAUUAUCUGAAAAAUAGAUAUGACUGUGCAAGACUUAAAUAACUUUCAUUAAAAAUGCUGUCAUAACCUAGAUUAUCCUUGGUAAAGAAAAAGUCAUGUAUUUCUAAUUCUUACAAUUUAUAAUAUAUGUUAAUAUAGCUGAAAUUAUGAAAUCAAUAAAACCACUCUUUAUUUUUAUUAAA